This is a messenger RNA of Fraxinus pennsylvanica, 393 nucleotides long. The record is from the annotation of a GenBank genome assembly. Lineage: Eukaryota; Viridiplantae; Streptophyta; Magnoliopsida; Lamiales; Oleaceae.
AUGCCCUUCUAUGGAGUUCUCGUCACCCAACAUCCGGAGGAGGCUAAUUUCUUCUCCAUGCCCUUUUCCAUCUAUAACAUGCGAAAUCACCCACUGUUACACUCAGAAUCAUCCAUCUCCAAUUUUGUUGCCCAGUAUACGUCGAGGAUAAGCUUGGAGUUCAAGUUCUGGAAUUCCCCUGGAGGCGCUGAUCACUUCUACAUCUGCUGCCAUUCAGUUGGACAAGAUACUGCCUCCAAGUAUCUUGCUUUACGUAAUAAUGCUAUCCAGAUCACUUGCUCGUCCAGUUAUUUUCAGAGGCUCUACACUGCCUACAAAGAUAUAGCGUUACCCCAAGUUUGGCCUCGACAGUACGAGCAAGUAUUGAAUCCUCCCGAAGCAAGGUAUACCUAA